Messenger RNA from Racocetra persica, 217 nucleotides. Lineage: Eukaryota; Fungi; Glomeromycota; Glomeromycetes; Diversisporales; Gigasporaceae. The record is from the annotation of a GenBank genome assembly.
UCUUGGCUUACAAGGAUCAAAACGAUCACUGUCUCCACUGAAACUUACAGAUCCAGAAGAAAGUCCUACGACGGCAAAAGCACCUAAAAAGAAAGACGUUAUAAUGGACCCGACACAACUACAAUUAUUAUUUGACAAAAUGUCCAAAUUCUUUGAAGAUGCAACAAAAAGGAUUCUUACAGCUAACAAACCUGAACAAAAAGAACUGAACCUCAUA